ACGCCUAGCCUUACGUAGGAGACGUACGCAUGAACGAAGCUGUGUUUCCGGGUACAGUAGGAAGGUAGUGCGUAGGCUAGUACACCACGGGCAACGCAUUGACUUAUGUCUUGACAUUGGCUAAUUUGUUUGGAAAAAUUUCAUCAAAAUGUCUCGGCAGAUGAAUCAAAGCCAGCAGAAACUUGCUGAGAAGUUAACCAUCUUAAAUGACCGUGGCAUUGGAAUGCUAGCACGCCUUUAUAACAUAAAAAAGGCUUGUCAGGACCCAAAAUCUAAACCCCCUUUCUUGUCUGAGAAAGCAUUAGAAGCAUGUGUGAAGAAGAUUGUCAACAGGUUUCCAACAACAGAUAUGAGCAAUGAUCAUGGCCAGUUGAAUGCUAUUGAUCAUAGGAAAGGAGAUAUAAUGAAGGUUCUUUCGAUUUAUUACUUAACUUUCAGAGAUAUCCUUGACUACAAGGACCAUGUAGCUGAGUUGUUGGUGAUAAUUGAUGCCUGUAGUGUGCGCUUUGAUAUUACAACCAAUUUUGAUUUAACAAAAGGGUACCUGGAUAUGGUUUGCACCUACAUCUCAAUAAUGAUCCUCCUAGCUAGGGUGGAGGACCGUAAAGCUAUGCUGGGGCUCUACAACCAGGCUUUCUACCUAUCCAAUAACAAAGUAGAACCUAAUUUUCAUCGUCUUGGUAAACUGAUUGUAGAUUUUGAGCAGCCUACCAGGCAAUUGCUAGAAGAAUUCACACCGCACACAAAGUGCCUCAGCUUUGCAUUGUUCUCCCUUCAACAAAUCUACCCACGUCGAAACCUCGGUGCUGAUCAAUGGCGGGCGCAGGAGAUGCUCAGUAUCAUUACAAAGCCUGCUGUUAUGCUGAACCCAGCACAGAGUGAUACAAUGCGGUGUGAGUACUUUUCUUUGGAUGCGAUGGAGCGAUGGAUCAUACUGGGUUUCAUGGUGUGUCCUAACUUACUGAACCAGCCAAGAGCAGUGAAUCUGUGGAAGCCUGCAUUACAAGGAGGUUACUGCAUUACCCUCUUCCGUGAUGAAGUUCUCACGUUCCAUAAAUACAUUGAGGUCUUUUUCGAUUCUAUCAAGGGAUAUAAUAAAAAAGCUGCUGAAGUAAAAGAAUGCAGUAUUCAUGCAUUACAUAAUGCACCUGGAGUUCAUUGUGACAGACGCAAGUACUUGAGGAUGGCCCUGCGGGAAUUGGUGACUGUCCUUAGUGAUCAGCCUGGACUCCUAGGUCCAAAGGCAUUGUAUGUAUUCAUGGCCCUAGCAUUCACCAAGGAUGAAAUCCUAUGGCUCGUCAGGCACUCUGAAUACAGGCCACCUAGGUCAAAGGUCAAGAUCAAUACAGAGGAUCUGAUGGAUGAGUGUCUUCCAGAACUGCUGUUCUUAAUGGAAGAACUACGAGCUCUUGUUAAGAAAUACAAUCAGGUGUUCCAACGUUAUUAUCUUCAGUAUUUGCGAGGAUACGAUGCCAUUGUACUUAAUAACAUUGUCAAGGGUUUAACUGUUUGUCCAGAAGAUGAGUCAGUCAUCCUGACUUCAUUUGUGAAUACUAUGGAAGGACUCAGUGUUAAACAGAUUGAAGAAGGAGAACUGUUUGAUUUCACUGGAUUUCGCUUGGACUGGUUUCGUCUGCAAGCCUACACCAGUGUCAGUAAGGCCACGCUGAUGUUGACAGACAACCAAGAACUUGGCAGGACCAUGAACUCCAUCGUCUUCCACACCAUGAUGGUUGAUCAUCUGGAUGAGCUUCUACUGGAGACCUCUGACCUUAGUGUGUUCUGUCACUUUGGCCGUUUCUUUGAGAAGUCCUUUGAACAAGGUCUUAAGGAUUUUUCCCAGAUGCGCUUCACUAUCGCAUAUCCACUCAUCUGCUCUCACUUCAUUGACUGUACACAUGACCUUUGCCCUGAAGAGAGAACGCCAUGGGAUUUCCGUGAAAGCAAAUCAUAUUUCAUGGAUCUGCGUUAUCAUAUUGGCGAGAGGAGUGUAUCCGUAACAAAUCUUUUUUUGGAUGAGAUGGCCAAAUCUGUGAAGAAUGUGGUUACUAAGAUUUGCUCAGAGCAAUGCACACUCAGUGACCAGCUACUACCAAAAAAUGCUGCAAUUGUUUUGGUCAUUGAUCUACAAAAGAAGAAUGCCAUUAAGGAACUAAACAAGAAACUCAAGAAUGUCCAGUCACCUCCCAAACCUGGUCUGGAGAGCUUCCGAAAAACCAGAGAAGACUUUACUGAAAUUGAUGAAUUCCACACCCAGCUCACAGAGCUUUGCUUUGCCAUUAACUAUGCUUCCUCAAUUACUGUGUGGGACCAUGUGUUCUCCCCAAGAGAAUACCUUAUCCAGCAUCUUGAAUCACGCUUUUCCAAGGCUCUUGUUGGGAUGAUGAUGUAUAACCCUGACACAAAGGAAAUUGCUAAGCCAUCAGAGCUGCUGCUUAGCGUCAAGACAUAUAUGGGGGUCCUACAGAGCAUAGAAAAUCAAGUUCAUAUUGACAUAACGCGAGUGUUCAACAGUGUGCUAUUGCAACAGACCCAGCAGCAAGAUGCCCACGGUGAAAAGACUAUAACAUUAAACUACACAAAUUGGUAUUUGGAAACAUUGUUGCGCCGUGUGACUGCUGGCCAAAUCUGCUACUCCCCCUACCAGAAGGCAUUUGUCAGCCUGGCCCCAGACCCUCAACUGCCAUUUAAUGCAGAAGAGUACACUGAUAUCACAGAGCUGCGUGCAUUGGCAGAAUUACUUGGUGCAUAUGGAAUGAAAUUCCUUCGUGAGAGUUUGAUGUGGCAUAUUGCUAGCCAAAUUGGUGAACUUAAGAAAUUGGUAGUGGAAAAUCAUGAUGUUCUACAGCAACUUCGAACAAGUUUUGAUCAACCAGACAAAAUGGCAGAACUCUUCUUGCAACUGAAAUAUGUGGAUAACUUAAUGACAAGACUAAACAUCAUUGGUGUCAUCCUGGCCUUCAAGAGCCUUACCCAAGAGGCAUUAGCUGAUGUUCUAAGUAUACGAGUCCCGUUCUUAAACAACUCGGUCAUUGACUUCCGUGAGCAUGUUCCAGAUGGUACUUCCAUGAUUGUUAAUGAGUUAGCAUCCAGCGUCGGCCUAUCUUGUAAUGUGGAUCCUGCACUUGUACGUGCCUUGCAAUCGGACAAAAGCAUUGACCCUGACCAGGACUACAACUAUUCAUGCCUUCUCAUCGUAUUCAUUGCGUUGAGCUUAAAAACUCUUGUGAAAAGUGAACAGACCAUUUACAAUUCCAUUCUGGAUGCGCAUCCUAACAACAGUCAUUGCCUUGCUAAGGCAAUAAACACCAUUGCAGCCUCACUCUUUGUGAUCCACAAUAAGAACGACACAGAGGAAAGACUCCAGGAGUUCCUUGCUUUAGCAUCAUCCAGCCUACUUCGGUUGAGUCAGGAAACGGACAAGAUCACAAUCAAAGGCAGAGAGUCGGUCUACUUGUUACUUGAUCAGAUUGUACAAGAGUCCCCAUAUUUAACACAAGACUUGCUGGAAUCUUGCUUCCCUUACGCACUGUUGCGGCAUGCUUACCACGCAGUCAUUCAAAAUGAAUAGCAUAUUUACAGGUUAGCCAUUUCCAUCAGUUAGUACUAUUGGUAUCGGUGUACUGAUUGGAAUCGGUGUAGUGUUAUGAGCGUGUACUGCUAUAGCUAUCAUUUUUAAUACUAUUGGCAUUGAUAUACUCCAAUGGCUGCUGAGUGUAUUAAUGUUUCAAUGUACCUGAAUCAUAGAUUGUUGUUUAUAACUACACUUAAAUAAAAUAUUAAUUGUGUAUAAUGUAAAUAAUUCUUAAUAACUUAAUUGCACAAACAUACUGUAAAUCAGAGAUGCUUAUAGGGAUCAGGGAUCUCAACCUUGAGGUCUGGCAUUGCUGUGCAUUUACCUUAUGUUCUUGGAAAAAACAUUUUACCUAUUGUUCUCUCUCUCCACUUAGGAUAUGUCGGCAUAGGAGAUGGACUAUAUUAAUAUAAUGGAAUAAGUACAAUAUUUAGUAACAUUGAAACAAUACCAGACUUGAGUUUGAAUCAUAAUUUUUAUUAAUAAUACAUAUGAGGAAUAUCCAUAAUAAUAUAUAUUAUGAAGAAUAUCCAUAAUAAUACAUAUGAAGAAUAUUCAUGGAUGAAUAUGGUAUUUAACUUUUAGAUUGAUAGGUAUUUAUUAGAUGAUUGGAAAUAACAAUGAAAGAAAGAUAAGGUUUGUAAAUUAGUAAAAAAAAUAUAUAAAGGCCCAUUUACAGCAUAAUAAAACAGAACCUAUUAUAUUAUUUAUAGCAACUCAAACAACAACUGUUAUGAUGCACUGUGUAAGUGCGUUUUUAUCGCUAUUGUGAGCUGCUGUUGUGUUUUGUGUUAAUAGGAAUCAUUGUAAAUUGAUGACCUAUCCUUUUAUAGGAGAUAUUCAAUGUAUUAAUUUAUGUUUUUUAUGGGUUUUCAUAGUUUAUGAUUUUACAUAAAUUUAAGUUUCUUAAAAACAGAUUCAUGAAAAUGUUCAAAUCAAUUUGGAGGAAGCAUUUAAAGAGGAUUCUUUAUAUUAGAAAUAUUUAAUAAUUGAAUGGGAAUUUUUCUGUGCCACAAUAUAAUUGUAACCUAAACAUUUCAAUUUACAUCUAAACACUGUAAAUAUACACGAUUUUAAUACAGCAUAUUAUUUUACAUGUUGUUUCAAGCAUUGUGACGAAAGCACCAUAACAAAUUAUUGUACAGUUUUCCCUGAUACUAUAGUAUGUAAAUUUAGUUGAGCAUUAUUAAUGUGUUGUUUUUAUUAUUAUUACUAUUACCUCUAGGGCCUACUGUGUAAAAUAAUUAUGUUGUGAUUUACAUGAUUUCUCACAAAGUUAACAUAACAUUACAAGUCAGAUAGGCCUAUUGUUUUGUGUACACAAUACUAUUUUAACCAUCUAAUAACUUGUAGAAUUAAAACCUUUUUAAGAAAGCAUAGCAUUUAACCAUUUUAUAAGCACUGCAGCACUUAUUAGAUCAUUUACAGUAUUGCUAAUAUAUGUUAUUUAUAUUAUUUAUUUAUUUUUUUUAUAUUAUUGCAUUUUUAUUAUUUUUAAUUACAAAAUUUAUUUACUUCACCUUAAACUUCUGUUGAUUGCCAUUUGUAUGCUGAUAAUUGAAUGCAGCAACCUCAACUGUUUAUAUAGUCACUAGCAUGCAUUUUAGACUAAAACAUGCAGUUAUGUUUCUUUGACAAGCAGUUAAUUUUUUGUGAAGAAAAUGUGUAUAAUGGUAAAUCUAGUUUAGAAAUGGUCUGACUCUGAACACAUUACGUUUGUAUAUAUUUUUACUCAUUUCAAAGAUAGAAAACAAAUAAAAAUAGCUUUCAUUUUAUGGUUGUUAUUCCUUUUUAGUUGCAUGCUAAAUUUAAUAUUUGUUCCUUAAUCAACCAACCAGCAGACAAACACACUGUGAUAAUACUGUGGAUGCCUUUGCAAAUACUGAACUUGCCUUUGGUAUUUUAUCAACCUUCCAAGGCAUUCAAUCCUGUGACUAUUCUCCUAUUUAAACUUCACAGUUAUGAAAUAUGUGGAACCACUAAUGGUCUUUUCAAAACUUGCCUAUCCAAUAAAUUUCAAUGUACGAAAUAUACAA
Molecule: messenger RNA, 5610 nt
Organism: Anneissia japonica
Lineage: Eukaryota; Metazoa; Echinodermata; Crinoidea; Comatulida; Comatulidae
Product: nck-associated protein 1-like
Exons: 30
Coding region: 149-3571 (1140 amino acids)
Biological process (GO): cell morphogenesis; cell projection assembly; cell migration
Cellular component (GO): SCAR complex
Source: RefSeq, a predicted model, not a curated record